This is a messenger RNA of Nothobranchius furzeri (turquoise killifish), 2220 nucleotides long. The record is from RefSeq and is a predicted model, not a curated record. NCBI's taxonomy places the organism in Eukaryota, Metazoa, Chordata, Actinopteri, Cyprinodontiformes, Nothobranchiidae.
AGCAAGACGCACGAUGGAUCUGCUUAAUUCCACUGAGGGAACUUCAAACUUCUCAUCCUUUUCAGGACUUCAAACCCAUCCGGACGGGUCCUCCAACGUUCUGGUCCCUGUCGUGGUUUUGUCCCUCUGCUUCAUUACUGGAGUUCCUGGAAACAUCGCUGCAAUUGUUCUCAGGCCAAACUGGCAGCGUAUGUCUGGCCUGAGCCAGAGUUUACUGUUGAAUCUGGCCGUCUCUGACCUCCUUGGUUUGCUGACCAUUCCUAUGUGGAUUCAUGCUUUACUCUACGGCUGGCCGUCCGGCCUGGCAUCCUGUAAAGUUUUGGUGUAUUUUGGAUACAGCAGUGUUUAUGGCAGCAUGCUGACUGUAACCGGACUUAGCGUUCAGCGCUACCUGAUGGUCGUGCACCAGCAGAAAUAUCAACAGGUACGACCAAGACUAGUGUUGCUUCUGCUCUGGCUGGUUGCAUUGAUCCUGUCCAUUCCUAAUUUGGUGUUUCAGCAGCUGGUACCGGAUCAGCAGCGGGUAGACUGCUGAGCUCAGUAUGCUUCUGAUGCCCAGUGGUCGGCCGUGCUGAUGUCAGAGACGUUGACAUUAUUUGCUUCAUUUAGUAUUGUGGCAUUUUCAUACAUCCGCCUGAAGAGGAUGGUCACCCAGGCGACCUUUUUCAACAAUCCACAGACUUCCAAACUGAUUUCCAGCAUCAUUGUGAGCUUUUUUGUUUUGUGGACUCCGUAUCACGUGACAGCUGUGCUGGGUGUGGCAGCCAUAAGCCUCAAAAAUGAAAGGAUGUUAAAAUUGUACAAGUACACAUGGGACAUUGUUGCAGCAGUGACAUUUUUCAACAAAUGCCUGAAUCCAUUCCUCUACACCUUUACCUCUCAUCAUUAUUUAACCUUUUGCCACAAAAGGAAACCAAUUCAGCAGAAACGAAGAAUUCUCCAAACUCCGGACGACACCCCGACUGUAGGGUUGUAAUUUGUAAAGGAAUGAUAUGUUUUUUAAUAUUGUACUUGCAGCUUGUCUCUAAUAUUAUUAAUGAUUUAUAAACAUUUCUUUCUGUAUUAGCUUUUACAAAGAUCAUAGAAAAAUUGCAAACAUGCAACAUGAAUUCUAUAUUAUUAUUUAUUUGUCAGAUAAUUUAAUUUCAUUUUGGUGUGUCAUGCAGACACUUUCAGCUUGUUUGGCUUGUUUUAAACCUCGAACAUUACUUUUGUUUCUGAUUGUUCUUUUUUAAGAGUCUUCAACUAUCCCCAAACAACCCAACUGGUUACCAGCAUCAUUGUGGAUUCCUAGUCCGCCCUGCCAGACUCCUCUGUCUAAUUCUGCACAGAGAAAGAAUCAAACAGAGGAGGAGUCUGGCCAGGCUAGUAGAUUCCAUAUUUUACUACUGUGGGCGACGGUGGCACAGGAGUUAAGUGCUCGCCCCGUAAUCGGAAGGUUACAGGUUCAAGCCCCACUCAGUCUGUCGCUGUUGUUGUGUCCUUGGGCAAGACACUGAGGCCCUGUCCACACGUAGCCGGGGAUCUGCCAAAACGUAGAUAUUUUUCUGCGUUUUGGCCUGUCAUCCACACGAAAACGGAGUUUUUUCACACGAAAACGGAUCUUUUUAAAAACUCCGGCCAAAGUGAAGAUCUGCGUUUUCUCCGUUUUGGGUGUCUGCGUGUGGACAGACAAAACCGGAGUUUUAAGGUCCGCAGCGCCACUUUCCACGACAAAAAAAAUGCUGACAUCACGUGUGCGACCUGUGUUUACACUAGCCGACAGCAUAGAUGCCCUCAGAGCUGCGCUCGCUUUAUCAAUUGUCCAAGCGCUUUUUGCUCGUUUGUUUUUGCAAGAGGAAUUACUGCUCCUUGCGGAAGACCACAGACGAAGGACGAGGUUAAGAACGGGGGAAGUACUGCCGCCUACAGGUCUGGCAUGUCCUUAACAACGUAUUUAUCCGGGUACGUGUGGACAGAGUUUUUUUUUAAAACGAGGUGGUGUGGAUGCAAGUUUUUGGAGGGGCGGAUAUUCGUUUUCAAAAAAACCCGGCUACGUGUGGACUAGGCCUUAACCCACGUUGCCUGCUGGUGGUGGUCAGAGGGACCGGUGGCGCCAGUGCUCGGCAGCCUCGCCUCUGUCAGUGCGCCCCAGAGCAGCUGUGGCUACAUUGUAGCUCAUCCCCACCAGCUUGUGAAUGUGUGUGUGAAUGGGUGAAUGACUGAUUGUGUUGUAAAGCA